GUCAUUUCUUACCUUUGUUUCUCUAUAAAAAAAACACAAACACUUGGACACCUGAAUUACGGAUAGAAAGAAUCAUACAUCCGAAAAAAAAAAUAGAGAGAGAAAUGGCAUCGUUGGGUGGAGUUAGCCAGGUUGAAGGAAACGCCAAUAAUCUGGAGAUGGAAAACCUCGCUCGUUUUGCCGUUGAUGAACAUAACAAGAAGGAGAAUGCGAUGCUGGAGUUUAAGAAAGUGGUGAACGUAAAGCAGCAGGUGGUUUCUGGGACUGUUUACUACAUAACAUUGGAGGCAAUGGAUGGUGACAAGAUGAAAAUUUAUGAAGCCAAGGUGUGGGAGAAGCCUUGGAUGAAUUUCAAGGAAUUGCAGGAGUUCAAGCUUAUUGGCGAUGCCCCUGCCGCUUGUACUGCCUCCGCUUAGGGUGACUGGAGAUUGGAGGUGAAAGGAUAUUAGGAUAUCAGAGGCGUCUUCCGCCUUUAAAUAAAUGUAACUAUGUCUUAUGUUGAUUCGGAUUUAACCUGUACUAAGUUCAGUGGUUUUAAGCUUAUCUAGAACAAUGUAAAUUGAUGUAAGUACAUAAUUUUACUUAUAUUGUGUAUCUUUUGCCUCUUAAUUAUUUCUUCUGUAAUCUCUUUAAAUUAAAUUAAAUUUAAGGUAAAGUAUACCAUUGUUCACUCAA
Molecule: messenger RNA, 675 nt
Organism: Durio zibethinus
Lineage: Eukaryota; Viridiplantae; Streptophyta; Magnoliopsida; Malvales; Malvaceae
Product: cysteine proteinase inhibitor-like
Molecular function (GO): cysteine-type endopeptidase inhibitor activity
Source: RefSeq, a predicted model, not a curated record